GGUAAUAUGAAAAAAUAACGGAAACAAAAGAAAAUUCGUUGUUACGAUAAUAUCAAAUCGAUAAGGUACAGAUUCAUUGUAAUUAAGAUGCAACUACAUUGAGGUUACUGAUAAUAAGCUAAGCAGUAAAUUGAGAUUUUACGAUUGAGCGAAGGAACGUAGUUUAUCUCAGAUGAAUAUUGAAUUUUCGCGGGCUCGAGAUAGUAGCGACAUAUUUGCGUCACGUGACCGUCAUCGAUCCAAUGGUUGAGCGCGUCUCGGGUCCAUUCAACUCGUUCCCGACAGAGACAGGGAGGGACACUUCACAACACCUUCUAUUCAUACGUAGGAGAUAUUUAUAUGUUUCUGUCCCUGUCACGCGUAUUGAGAAAUAAUUAAAUGAAUGGUGAACGAGUGAAACAGGGAUACGUUCGAGUGGAAAUUAUUGAAAGCGGCUGCCUAGGCCAGUCGCCAUGUAGAUUUUUUUGAUGUGGGUGUUGUGUCUCAGGAUGUCGAGCGCUUCAAUGAUUACUAUUUUCAAGUGGACGUUUUAAAUUUUGUGUAUAUCGUUAUCUAAGCGAUUCGUGGUGUUUGAAGUGCUAGUGGACAAUAUUUAUUUCUUUGUGCUCGCGAACGAUUCGGUUCGGUGACGGCGGAUAAUCUCUGGAGGGGGGCUACUAAAAUACUACAAUAGGAUAGUAACAACGUUUUACAACUCGCUAGAAGUGUUCGGAGGGCCCAUAAAAUUUCUCAUAUCGGUGCGGGCGAGGCGGACUUCCAUUUUGUUUUAUUAUGAGGUUUCGUUGUUUACUCGGUGCGUCCACGACAAUGGAAAGAGACGGAUCACGGCCACAAUGACUGGGCAGUAGGUGGGCAUGCAGCGAGCCGCCGCGGGCGGCGCUCCGCAGCCGCAGCCCUCCGCCGCCGCCCCCGCGCACCCCCGGCGUCUGCACGCGCUCUACCCGGACAUUGACGACCAGAUACCCGCCUCAGUGAUCAGUAGCGUGGGCACAGUGAGCCUAUCCCAGGCCUCCUGUCCAACCUCCAUCACCAUGGCCAACCCCACCAACCCCGGCACCGCCAGCAGCGGCCAAGCCCAACCGGCCCAGGCCUCUCGUCUCCCAAAGAAACGCAAGUUUGACCCUUCAGAACUCGAAGAAAUGGAGAGAACUUGUACGAAUAAUGUCAACAACGUUGUCGUCUCCGCUCCACAGGAGUACCAUCCGCAGAUAUACCCUCCGCCGAUGCAGCCUUCUCCGAUCCAACCGUCACCGCCGCAAGACAUGAAGUUCUCUCUUUAUCCAAACAUCGACCUAUCCGAAUGGAGAGACCAUAGAGUCUUAGCCAAGCAGCAUAGACUGUAUAUCCCAGGAGUCAUAAGACAGGCCGAAGGCUGCAAGGUUGUUGUAGAUCUAGACGGUCAGGAGCAAAGCCCGAUCGUCUACAACGACAUUUUCGGGGCCAACAAAUACGACGUGAUCAGUGACGCGAGUCCAUUACUCAAUCAUCUGCUGAUAGGGUCGCCAUGUGUGGUGAGGACCACGGAUCCGAGCCGGGAGAGUGUGCAAAACGUUUUUGUUGAAGGACUUGUUGUGGAAGUGCUUAGUUCGCCGAUUAGGAUAAGAGUAAAGCAGGUAGACGGUAUCUGCAAGGAAGCCGUGGAGGUGAAACGGGCGGACAUCAGGUUAUUGCAGCCUCCUUGGGCCGACGAGCUCGAGGACGCGGGCUCACACGCCGCCACUAUGCACUCGCAGCGAGUGCUGGUGCCCAUGCAGAUGAGCGAAAAUUUCUACACGUCGUCGCCGCUCGGCGCCGGUCCCGUAGUCACCGUCGGAGCCCUCUCAAACGGCUCAAUGGACGAGCUGCGCAAGAGGCCCUUCGAUGACUACUGCGAGAGCGACGACGAACUACGCAGGGAGGACAUCAUGUUCCCCGACCAGGCGCAUAUGGACUGCAGCAACAGUAAACGCAGCAGCCUGCAGAGUCGCGGCAGCACCUCCAGUCUGCUGGAACGCAGCAUCACACCACGAUCUCAACCCCCCACUCCCAGAUCUCAAGCGGCAACCCCGCACAAAUACAAGAAAGGUGAUGUCGUGUCCACACCGACCGGCAUCAGAAAGAAGUUUAACGGAAAGCAAUGGCGGCGGCUCUGCUCCAAAGAUGGCUGCUCCAAGGAGAGCCAGCGCCGCGGGUUCUGUUCAAGGCAUCUGUCUUUGCGAGGCGUGGCAAGGUCAUCUAAUACACCGUUGGCACAAGGUUCAGCACAGCAGAGAAGCAGUAGUAAAUCCCUCUCGUCAAGCGGCACGGGCGUAGAAGGCGACGAAACAUCCCGCGAGUCCGACACGACUCCACCCAGCUACCGACACGUCGCCGGCCGCUUCGACCCGGACGAAACUGAGGCCGCCAACAUGCUGGUGUCGCUGGGCAGCUCGCGGUCGGGCAGCCCGGGCGCGUCGCCGACGGGCUCGCCGGCCGGCGCGGCGCUGCGCAGCAACGUGUUCGUGCCCAUCUCCUCGCCGCAGCCGCCGCGCGCGCUGCCGCCGCACCACGCCGCCAUCUACCCGCAUCUCAUCCGGCCGGAACUGGUGCGGCCGGGCAGAGUGAGCCCGCCCGUCAACAGUGUGGCCACGAGCGUCAUAAGGGUAUCACCGGCUCCUACUUACCAUUACCAGGUCGAAAACCGCAACGGAACCACAACCAUCCAAACAAACAGCAUCAGCCAAGCCAACGUGAUCGGCGUGCAGACCUCCGGCCUCAACAUCCCGAGCUCCAUACAGAACCUCAACUCGCCCGCACAGACCAACCUCAGCCUCCCCUCCAGCAUAUCUCUCAACCUGACCACCCUCAACGGCCAGAGCUUGCAGACGAGCAUAGCCAACAGCCUCCGAACAGCCAAGCUGGACGAGAUUCCACAUAACCUGGUGAUGCACAGGACCAUACCGACGUCGAAUGGGAUAGACUUGGAGCAUAUAUAUCGGGCUCAGCCGUUGCCGAUGAGGAACGGUAUACAUGAUUAUAGGCGGGAGGAAUCGCCUACUAUGAAUAAUCAUGUUAAUUUUGUGAGGAAUUAUGAGGAGGAAGAUCAGCGAGAGCACGUGAGGUUAGAGAGCCGCCCCGAAGCGACCGAGGCGCGGGUCGUGAAGCCGGCGCCACUCCAAGCGAGGCUGUACGUCAUACCGCAAGCCACCAACGAGAAGAAAUUUGUGUUCAUAAAAAACGAACCGGCUGAGACUGUUCAGAUUGAACAGAAAACACACCAGUUAGCGCAACAGAUGAACAUAAACAUCAACAACAAUGACUCCGACCACGACCAACACAGGCCCUUGGACAACGGGGAUCAUGUGAACAACGGCAACGGCAGCGCAGUGAUCGUGCGGCCCAGCCAGCUGCUGCCCGUGCUGCCGCCGCCCACGCCGCACACGCACAUUAUAGUGUCCACGAGUGGUGUCAGCGGCGGCGUGUUCCCGUGGCAGUCCCUGGUGCCACUCCUCACGGCGUCCUCGCCGCCCGCGCCCGCCAGCCCGCGCACGCCGCGCACGCCGCACACGCCGCACACGCCGCACACGCCGCACACCCCGCACACCCCGCACACGCCUCACACGCCGCACAUCAAGCAGGAGGAGAUCAAGACCGAGGGCGUGGACGGCAUAACAUCCAUGUGCACAGAAGAGGACGAGGAAGUGUUCGAGUGCGACGAGCCGAGCGGCGGCGACGACAGCAGCAAGCGGCGCUCGCACAGCCUGUCCUCGCUGCCCGCCGCCGGCCCGCAGGAGAAGAAAGAACACAACCGUAUCCGCCGACCAAUGAACGCCUUCAUGAUAUUCUCGAAGCGACACCGACAAAUGGUGCACCAGCGACACCCGAACCAGGACAACCGCACCGUCAGCAAGAUCUUAGGCGAGUGGUGGUACGCGCUCAAACCUGAGGAGAAGCAGAAAUACCACGAACUGGCCAGCGAGGUUAAGGAGGCUCAUUUCAAAGCCCAUCCUGAAUGGAAAUGGUGCAACAAGGACAGAAGAAAGUCGUCUAGCAGUCGGGACCCCACAGGGUCCAUGCCGCAGAGUCCACGGACCCCAUCAGAGGGUCCCAAUACAAGCAGCGCUUCGGACCUUCCCGUCACGGUGGCUUCUUUCAAUCAUGCUAGUUCGCCGCAGCUUAGUGAUGACGAGAAAAUGAUAACCGCGUCUAUCUGCGAAGAAGCGGUGGCGGCGGCACACAACGCCGAGAUGGACCUGAAGUGCGGCGAGCGCGUCACGGACUCGGACUCCGACACGCACGAGCCGCGCGACUACCUCAAGCACCGCGACACGCGCCGCCCCAAGCCCAUCAAGGCCAGAGCCGGUUCGUCUGAUAAUCUGCUCGGCGGCAUAACCGCGUCGAGUCCCGGAGGAUCUAAGGUGUUCCAGCCCACUGGCGGCGCCUUCAAGUCUACGCAUGCCGACUCGGAAAACCACCGGCAAUGGAACGCCUACGCGCACAACAAGAUCAACCACGUGCCCGCCUCCCCGCACGGCACCGCCGCCAUCACCAGCAGCGUGCAGGGCAUCUCGCUCUCCACGCCCAACCUGACCACACAAGCCGCGCUCGACAACGCCAUCGCCUCGCUCAUGUCGCCAACGCCAACCUCUGGCGUGCAAGUCAUAUCCAGUGGCGUGUCGAAUGUGCAGUCCGUGCCGCAAGGGAACCUGAGCAAUGCGCUGUUGAAGAGUGUAACGCUGGUCAAGCGCAGCGUUGGCGACAAUGCCACGGGUCCCCUGACGCUGUCCGUGGACGCGUCCGGCAACCUGCUGCUGAAGGCGAGCCAGGCCGGCGACGCGCCGUCGGAGCCGCAGCUGCACUACGUCCAGCUGCAGCGGCUUUAUGUGCCCUCCUUUAAUACUGAAGUUGAACCGCCUAAGAGUCAAAGCCAAACCGUACAAGGUCCAGGUCCGGGCCAGUCUGUGAUAGUCUCUCAGAACAACACUCAACCCACGCAGAAACCUAAUGCGCAAUGGGAGAGUCCCGCCGAGGAGGCGCGGCCCUUCCCGCUGGCGCCCACGCCGGCGCAGCUGGGCCGCGCGCCGCUGCAGAAGCGGCUCAGCAGAGGCACGUCGACGGGGUCCGCGGGGUCGGCGGAGGCGGGCGGCUCGGCGCCGGCGUCGCCGCGCGAGCCCGACCCCAAGAAGAGCCUCUUCAAGAAGGGCACCGAGGACGGCCGCGACAAGGUCCUAGAAACGGUGAACUUCGAACAAAAGUUCAGUACACUACCACAAUUCAAGCCCGAAGCCUGCAGCCCCAGCGUGGUGGUGCCGAGCAGUCCACAAUUAUAUCUCAGGAAGAAGCACAACAACAGAAUAGAAGAGGAGGUGCCGUCGAUGCCGCCGGCGCCGGAGCCCGAGCCGCUGCCGAGCGGCGCCAUGCCCACGCCGCACUCGUACGGCACCCCGCACACCACCACCAAGCUGGUCGGGAACACCUUCUUCGGCCCGGACUUCAACUUGGACACCUUUAGAGUAUCAGAGAGCAUGGAGGAGAUGUCGCCGCGCACGCCCUGCACCCCAGGCGGAGCGCGAGGGGAGGCCGGGCACAGACGGGUGCUGGAGCAACGUCGACACCUCGUGCUCAAGCUGUUCCAGGAGCACGGCAUGUUCCCCACCACGCAGGCCACCACACACUUCCAGGCGACGCACAUGGACAUAUUCCCGAACAAGAUGUCUCUGCAGCUGAAGAUCCGCGAGGUGCGACAGAAACUCAUGGCGCAGUCCAACCUCACUCCUCAUUCCGACAUCAAUACGCCUACUAACGUGAACUCGCCCAUGUCGGCGCUGCAGCCCACGUCCACGGCCAGUUAGCGCUGCGGCCUCACCGUCUCCAUCGUGCUGCGCGAGUAACACACACACACACACACACCGUCGGUUAGCACACACCACACAUCUUCGAAAAUUGUGUACACCUUCAACGUUCUGAAAUCCUAGUCUGUUUACGCUAAACCUGCAUCGACUUUAUUCUUGGGAAGUUGGGAGUGAUAUUUUAUGUGCAUAUUUGAUGUAGUACACUCUGGUCAGCGAGUCAUAUCACAAAAAAAUGUGACAAUAUAAAAAUAUUUGCCAAUAGGGAAUAUUACGUGAAACUCUGCGUAGGGGGCGCCACUAUCACAAUCCAUCAAAAUCUGAGCGUCUACCGCGAAACAAGAAAAUCAAUAUUUCGUUAUCUAACCUCUCUAUCACUCUUGCGUAUUAGAGCGAUAAAAACGCAGAUAACUAAAUUUCAAUUUUCGCGUUUCCCGGUAGGCGUUUUGCAAACAAACCGCCUUGAUGCAUAAUGUCAUAUUAUUUGUGAAAACUUGUCAAAAAACAGUUUAAAGCAACUGUGUCUACUACUGUAUGCACAUACCGAUGUAUAAGUUACUCUAUGGUUUACGAUAGGUGCUAGUGCUGCACUCUAGCGGCAGAACAUUGCAAUAAUACUCCCUAUUAAAUUAUUUCAACCGAAUAAUUGACAUGAUUAUUAAUAAAUUUAAUAGUUUGUGUCACGGCUCACUGGUCUGGUCGACUGCGGUUUAACCUUUUGAACGCCACGCCGAUCGCACGCGGCGCGUAAUCGUCAACCUUGUCGGUACGCAUGAAGGUUGAUAUUGGGCUGUAGCCGCGCGCGUCAUAUGACGUCUUUGGCGAUCAAAAGGUUAAACGGAUAUAUUGUAACUUUAAAAACCCAAUUUAAAUUUAACUUAAAAUUGUGUGUUACUAUUGAAAAAACGUAACAGAAGAAAGUUGUGAUGCUAACCGCCGAAUGGAGACGGACCAACAUCGUAGCUACUACAAGUGUUUGCAAUUACCCUAGAUUGCAUUUAAAGGAUACUAUUACAGACUAACUUCAUAUUUCAUAUUAAUAAAUCAAUAUAAAAUUGUCUGAACUUUUAGGUAUUAAAAGUAUAGUUUGAAACCUCGUGAUCGGGUCAUUCGGUCAAUGACAUAUUACCAUAAAUACUAAAUACCCCACAUACUGUUUAGGAUACUAAAUCAUUGGCCGAAUCGUUUAUUUAAAUACCUAAAAGACAGACUAUACAAAAAAAUAAUCAAAUAUUUGAUAAUCUGUGUGAGAAUCGAGGUUAUGAUUGUACUGAGGACUGUUAGUGUCAUUUUAACAUUUCCUUUGCCCAAACUUAUGUUAGCUCUUGACUGUGCUGUCGAACUAGCAAAAUCUUUGGUUUUUAACCCUUUGACCGCGAAGGACGUCAACUGACGCGCGCGACUACUUCCCAAUGUCAACCUUCGUGCAUUACGACAAGGUUCACAAUGUCGCGCCGCGCACGAUAGGCGUGACGUUCAUUGGUUAAAGCUCUCUUUAGCAAAUUAGGGUAGGCAUGUUAAACUUUGGACUUUUUACUAUACUUGCCACAAAACUAACUGGCGACUGAGAUAAUGCUAUCUCCUUUACCCUUGUUAAGAUCAACCAAGAGUCAAAGAGAUGGCAUUCUGACAGCACUCGUGCGGCAAGUAUACGAACUAGAAUAGAGUCAAACCAAAAGUUAUCAGUGAUUUUGAUAGCCCAGACAGUACACGGCUUAUUUUAAACGAACUUCUAUGAAAUUAUGACGUUUACUUGACGCUUGCAUCGUCCGUAUUUUGGCAUGACUCUUAACUGUUAACUCUAUUUUGUGCAAGUGAACUUGCAAGUCUCAUAAUGAAUCUAAAAGUGAGACAGAAAGACUGCGCUCUUUCAACUUUAACCGCCCGCCGUCGCACGUCAUCAAGAACCUUAUCGGAAUGCACGAAGGUUGAUAUUGUGUUGUAGCCGCGCGUCAGUUGACGCCCUUAGCGGUCAAAGGGUUAAAAGCUUUAGUCGUUCAGAGCUGACACAUACAUUCAUCAAUCAUCAUCAUAUUUACUCAGUGUGGGUGAUCUCAAUACUUUUGUAUCUGUAUAUAAGUCAUAUGUGUUCCAUUAUCAAAGUUGUGUUUGUUUAUUAUUUCAUCAUACAGCACAAGCCUUAGGCGAAAUGAACCACUACAAAGUUAACGUUGAAAUUGCACCUUAUGUAGUACUCGUAAGGUCGCAUUUUUAACGAUCACUUGUUGUGUGUGGAAUCGUUUCGCCUAACCUUGUGUCUACAAAGCUUCCUGCUGUUUCAACUGGCGUUCAGGGGGCCUACCGCGGAAACCAAAAUUCGCAAAUUGCGGGGAUCUUUCUCAUUUACUCUCACUAAGACGUAAUUAGAGUGAAAGAGAAACAUGCCCGCAAUUGACGAACUUCGAUUUUCGCGGUAAGCCCCCUAUAUCUUCUAUUAUUAAUACAAUAACUUUCCAAUUCGUAAGAACGUCGAAGCCGAAACAGUGGGCGGAGAUACUUAUAUAGGCAUCUAUUUGAGAGUUACACGAACCUAGCUGCCUAGUAAUUGGAAUACAAAUACGAACGAGUAGAAGUUAUAACCAUUGUAGCAACGAAAACUAGUACAGUCGCGUCUAAAAACAUCGACACGAUCGAAGCGCCAAAAAUAUGUAUACACGACCUUAUGGCCCAUAUAUUACGGUAGUGUAUACAUAUUUUUGACACUUCGUCCAUAUUGAUAUUUACAGACGUGACCGUACCAGACAGAUAUACAGUGUGUUAAUCCAAUACGGACAAUAAAUCAAACUAGCCAUAGAAUUUACCCGUGUUAAUGAAAUAAGAAGUUUUUUUAAAUGACAAUUCAUUUUUGACAUUUUACCUAGGGCAUGACAUUACGAGACGAGCGUUGACAUUUACUAUAAAAAUGUCGUAUCUCGUAACAUGUGUGUUACUUUACAUUGCGGGCCGUAUUAUUUUGUAUGGUUAAUAUUUUCAUUUUAUUUCUAAGUAAUAUUAUAUUGCCCAUAUUGACUUACUACUGUAUGUAACGUUAAUAUUCAUACCAAGUUUCAUGUUAACCAUGUCUUUUAAAUGACACAAAACAAAAUUUCGAUUGUAUAGGAGCGCUUUUUGUCGGCGGGUUGGUGUGACUCUUAAGGGGCUCAUUAUGCGUUUUGUAUACAAUAAGGAAUUAGUUGACUUGUGUCGGCCUACCUUAACAUGACCCGAUAUUUUAUAUCUAGACAAAGUUUACAAAGAUCUAUGGCAUUCAUCUAUUUCGUUGUUGCAUUUAUGGUUCACGUCGACCACUCGUUAUUUGCUAAGUUUAUCGUAAGGUCAUCUCGUGUGUGUCGGAUACGUGUGUAGAUUGAAUGUGAAUUUUAACGAAACUGGUGCGUACCCAUUAUUAUUUAGAUUUAUUUUUAUCGUUUUAUAUUUAUGUUGUGAUCUUGGUCUUCCACGAGUUUGAAAUCAUUUCGUUUAUUAAGAUUAUCUAUUUAAUAAUUUCUUUAUGUACAGUCACUUUAAGCUAUAAGGGGUGUGAUUUUGAAUCAUUUUUCGAUGCCAUGUUUGAUCGUGGAGCGCCGCGGUGCGCGGCCUAGUGUUGGCUUACACAAUACUUGCCCCAAAACUGACGACUGAGAUCAUAAUGCUAUCUCCUUUACCCUUGUUAAGACUAACCAAGAGUGAAAGAGAUGGCGCCACUUAGUUUUGAGGCGAGUAUAAGGGCAUUCCAGAAAGUGUCGGGUACGCGACGCCAUUAUUUUAAAACAUUUCCGAUAAAGUUAAUAAGCCGAUAUUUGACAUGAUAAAGUAGCUUUUAAUUCAACGAUAAUACAGUUGCGUUGCGUCCCCGACGAAGUAGACUUUGUGGAAUGCCCCACUACACCUACAGCGGUAUUUCUCGCGGUCGUAUUUGCUUAUCGCUGUGCAUCUCUUUCUUUUGCUGUAUUAAAAAAAGAGAUGCAACAGGAAUAUUUUCAAAUAGCCACGCGAAGUGCCUCAUACAUUUUCUAUCACAAGACAGCGCAUAAGAAUUCUGUCAUUUUAAAACAACCAAUACGGUUUACAAAAACAGCUCAAACGAUAACGACACUAGAUAAAUCAAUAUUUAUAUUAUAAUCUCAUUGUAAAUAUUAGAUUUAUGUUAUACUAGUGCUAAGUGUUCCCGGCUCUCAAAGUAAUUAAGUUUUUAUUUAGAGAAUGCUAAUGAUAGACAAAAGAAUAUAAAAUUUAUACUUGAGAAUUUUCGGCCAAUACAAAUGUUAUGUAUAUCAAAAUUGUAUUUUUUAAAUGAUCUCUUCGGCGUUAGUGUUAGGAUAUUGCUUUAGGAGUCCGGAAGUGAAAUGAAUUUAUUAAAAAUAUAAACUUAAGAAAUAUUUUCGCACUGUUAAAUCUUAAUAGUCGCGUAGUCAAUUGAUCUUUAAAUAAUUGUUGUCAUAAUCAUACCAUACAGACGCAUAAGUAGUACCGUUGUUACCAACUAGAAUAACAUACACAUACUUUUAUACACGCAUUAGUACUAUGUAUAUACCAAUCUCACCUCUCAACAGAUGUCUAUAGCAAUCAAUAUUAUAUAUCAUCGCCCACUUUUUGAAUUUAGAAAGAGUAGGGAUGUCCGUCUUAUCCCGCUUUGUCCAAAUAGUAUCCGAAAACAAUGUUUCGAGAUAGUCAGAUGCUCCGGCAUGUAGAUCUACUUAAUAUAUUGCUCGAACAACUGAGUAUCUCUCAAUAUUUUUAUAUUAUAUAUAUCUAUAGUAAUUCCCCACUCGAUCACAAAUCUAUCCAUCGCCACACAAUAGUACUUCAUAGAUGUGACAUUACAUAGGUCACUGGAAAAGUUUUGCAAUAGACAAAUACGAAACAAAGAACUGGGGGCCUACCGCAAAAAUCGAAAUUCGCAAAUUGCGGGGAUCUUUCUCUUUUACUCUCACUAAGACGUAAUUAGAGUGACAGAGAAAAAUGCCCACAAUUGACGAACUUCGAUUUUCGCUGUUAAAGCCCUGGACAUACACUUUUUUAAACUAUAUUUCAAUAGACAAUGUUUCGCAGGAAAGCAUUUACUUUCUUUUUAAAUUUAUUUAUUAAAAAAUAGAUUCAAACUUUAAAAAUGUCAGCGUGGGUUAAAGACGAUUUACGAAUAUUUUAUACAUCAUUUUCAUUUCAUACAAAGUUUAAACCUAUUUUUUGAAAGUAGAUUUAAAAAGAAAGUAAACGUUUACCCGCCAAACAUUGUCUAUGGAAAUAUAGUUUUAUAAAGUAUAUGUGAAUUAUGUGACAGGCCAAGUGUUCCUUAUUUGUCUAUUGCAAAACUUAUCUAGUGAUCUAUGUAUUUGCAGUUUCGUAAAAAAUAAGCGUUUUAAUAUUUGCAACUGGAGUAGUAGUACUCGGCAACUGCAUUCCAAAGCCCGAAACUUCCGCGACUGCCGUACGAGCCGAAAAGCAACUCAUAAUAUUAAUGAGAUUAAAAACAUACUCCAGUGCCUAAAUUAUAUAUUUAUACUUUCAAAUAGCUCAACGAUUUCGUUGACUUAAUAUGCAAUUAUAAUUAUAUUUAUACUUUUAGAUUGUGUUGCAAUAUCGUUUAUGUAACAUACAAAUAACAGUUUUGUUUAAUGUAUGCUUGUGAUGUUUGUACUUGUUUCCAUUUGUUUUAGCUGUCCAUGAGUUUAAGUUUGCGAAUGAUAUCGGUUGCUUUCGAGUUUUGAUUUUCCGUGUGUUAUAUGUACAAUUAAUGAAACCAACUUUAAAGUUAGUCUGCGUAUGCUAGUGCCUUUAUGACUCUCAAAACUUAGUGUAUCUGCUUGUCUUAUACUGUUGAAGCAUGUUAUUCGAGAAACGGUGGGCCUACCGCGUAAAGCGAAUAUUCUUUGGGUAGGGCCUCUGGUUGUUAGUUACGUUUUACUCUCGCAUCUAGGUUUUGUCAGUCAACAAACGAUUGUAAUAUGCAGAUUUUUUAUUAGACUGAAUUAUGUAUGUUACAAAACAUUUUCAAUGUUAUAUUUUAAGAAAUAUAAGCAAUUACUGCUGAACGACUUUUUGAAUGAAAGCAUUUUCGUUAUUUAUUUCUUCUACAUAAGGCAUUAGUCUAAUUGUUUAGUCAAAAUGUAACUGUAAAUAUCUUGUUUAGAAGUUUUAUUUAGAAUUAAGUGUUCAAUUUAAUGUCGAUUAGAUUGAAUUAGACAAAAAAAAUCAUAAUAGCUAAUAUCUGAAGCAGUAAUCUUUUGUGUGGGAGUUUUCGAAUCCAACUUAAGGACCAAUAAUACCUUUCACUUAGACUCUAUAAUGUAUGCAACAAACUCGGCAGAACUGGAGCUACCCGCGUGUGGACAGUUUGUUCAACAUAUUGGAUCAUUGUACGAACUUAUGUCAAAACAUAAAAACCACGAAAACA
Molecule: messenger RNA, 12180 nt
Organism: Cydia pomonella (codling moth)
Lineage: Eukaryota; Metazoa; Arthropoda; Insecta; Lepidoptera; Tortricidae
Gene: cic
Product: protein capicua homolog
Exons: 30
Coding region: 855-5810 (1651 amino acids)
Biological process (GO): regulation of transcription by RNA polymerase II
Cellular component (GO): nucleus
Molecular function (GO): DNA-binding transcription factor activity, RNA polymerase II-specific; RNA polymerase II transcription regulatory region sequence-specific DNA binding
Source: RefSeq, a predicted model, not a curated record